AAGAGGACCUACAAGAUACUGGAGGCAUUGCCAUUGUCAAGUUAAGGUUGUUUUUUCCUCUAGCAAGGCAUUACUGUUGAGACAAUUGGGAGUUUCCUUCCAGAAGUUAGGUUAUUGAUAAGAAUGCUUUUCUCCUGUAAAUCACUAAGACAUUUGUAAAUUGAGGGAGACUCAUGUCUUGUAGGACUUUAAUCUCUAUAAAUAAACCAUUUGUUUUUCCUUCCCUUAGCUUUAGAGCGUCCAGGAGUGCUUGAGGAAUGUUACACGUAGCCCACCUGGCGGUUGGGGGUGGGGGUUGCCGGCGUGUCAGCUUGUGGUUUGUCCUCAGCUUGCCUUCUGUUCCUUCAUCAGUUACCAGGAAGAAAUUUUGCCAAAUCAUAUUAAAAUAGGGCUGCCAUUAAGGAAAAUACACAUUGCCUGUUAAAUACAAAGGGAUUGUCUUCACUAUUCAUUAAGUGUUGUAAGAUUCUAAGAACUUUUACAACAAAAAGCCAGAAAUCCAAGUUGUUCACAUGUAUAAUCCUUUAUCUUUCACAAAAUUAUAAAUGAUCUCAGGACAAACUGCGUUUAUUUUUUCUGCUUUUCUCCAGUUAUACAAUAAAACAAAACAGCUAGGCUCUUACUGAUUACUCAGAAUUCUGAAAACUCCCAUUGCUACUACUUAUAUACACUGCUCUCCACGGUGGGACUCAUUUCACUUGUUGAUCAGGGCCUUCGGGAGCAUGGGUGUUGGUUCUGCAGAUAUCUGUAUGUCGUUUCAGGGGUCAGUGACAUUCAGAGAUGUGGCCAUUGACUUCUCCCAGGAGGAGUGGGAAUGGCUCCAGCCUGCUCAGAGGGAUUUGUACAGACAUGUAAUGUUGGAGAACUAUGGCCACUUGGUCUCACUGGGUAAGCUGUUGAGUUUGUUUGUUUUAUCUCUCAUUGAAAAAGCGAGGAGUGGCUUUACUUUAGUCAAUACAGGGAGGAAAAAAAAAUUUGCUUUGUUUUUUUUAUUUUCAGAGUCAAAUGGUGACAUCAAAGAGUUUUCUCCAAAAAAUGUCACAUAUGAAGAUGGCUCAUCCCAGUAUUUGGUAGUGGAAAGAAUUCUAAACCAAGACCCUGAAUAUUCCAGUUUUAAAGGAGGCUGGAAAUGCGAGGAAGAUACUCAUAUGCAAGGAAAUCAGGGAGGUAUCAGGCAAGUGACAGUCUCUCAUCAAGGAGCCCUGUCUCAGCAUAUGAGCAUCAAUACCGUGGAGAGGCCCUAUGGAUGUCAUGAAUGUGGAAAAACUUUCAGUCGGCGCUUUUCCCUUGUGUUACACCAGAGAACUCAUACUGGAGAGAAACCAUACGUAUGUAAGGAAUGUGGUAAAACCUUUAGCCAGAUCUCAAACCUUGUGAAACAUCAGAUGAUACAUACUGGAAAGAAACCCCAUGAGUGUAAGGACUGUAAUAAAACAUUCAGUUACCUCUCAUUCCUUAUUGAACACCAGAGAACACAUACUGGGGAGAAACCUUAUGAAUGUACUGAAUGUGGAAAGGCCUUUAGCCGUGCCUCAAACCUCACGCGCCAUCAGAGAAUUCACAUAGGAAAGAAACAGUAUAUUUGUAGGAAAUGUGGGAAAGCCUUUAGCAGUGGCUCAGAACUUAUUCGCCACCAGAUUACACAUACUGGAGAGAAACCUUAUGAAUGCAUUGAAUGUGGGAAGGCAUUUCGCCGUUCUUCACACCUUACUCGGCAUCAGAGCAUCCAUACUACCAAAACCCCCUAUGAAUGUAAUGAAUGUAGGAAAGCCUUCCGUUGCCACUCAUUCCUUAUUAAACACCAGAGAAUUCAUGCUGGAGAAAAGCUCUAUGAGUGUGAUGAAUGUGGUAAGGUUUUCACAUGGCAUGCAUCCCUUAUGCAACAUAUGAAAAUUCAUACUGGAGAAAAGCCCUAUGCAUGUACUGAAUGUGAUAAAACCUUUAGUCGGAGCUUUUCCCUCAUUCUACAUCAGAUAACUCACACUGGGGAGAAACCCUAUGUAUGCAAGGUGUGCAAUAAGUCCUUCAGCUGGAGCUCAAACCUUGCCAAACAUCAGAGAACACACACCCUAGAGAACCCCUAUGAAUAUGAAAAUUCGUUUAGUUAUCACUCAUUCCUUACUGAGCACAAAGGAAUUCGCACUACAGAGAAAACCUAACAACGUGUGGAUUAAAAAACAAAACAAAACAGUUAAUGCCUUACUUUGGACUCCUGGAAAGAAGCCUUAAGUGAGUAUGUUGAAUGUGAAGAAGGUGGGUCAUACUUGAUUCAAUAUCCGGAAAAUAAUAACCCAGGAAUAUGACGGGAAGCCGUUAGUAGCCGCACAUUCUUUUUGUUACAUCAGAAGAUGAAAUCAGUACUGAGAAGACUUCAUCUGGUAGGAUUCCCUCACUCGACCUUUGUAAAUUCCUACCAGGGAAGGACAUGCGGCCGAUAAACGUGAGAAAGCUUUUAUUUAGAAAUUGGCCCCCGUUCUGCAUCUGUCAGCUCAAACAGGACAGUGUGUGGGCAAGAGUGCACAUUUUCCUGGACAUCAGAAAAUUCAUAAUGAAACAAAGUCAUGCAAAUGCACUGACUUGGCAAUGUCCUUGUGUACCAUGCAAUAUUUAUUAAGUUUGAAAAUACUCUUCUAAAGAGAAAAAGCAACCCUAUAAAUGAACUGAAUAGAGGGUUUUCUGCUUUAUUUCAGAACUGCAGAAUUAUACUGGGGAGAAAACUACUAUUGUAAGGAGUGUGGCAAAAUCUUAAAAGAGUUCUGAGAAGUCCUACUGGAGGGAAUUUGUGGGCGUUUUUUUUUGGGGGGGGUUAUUUUUGUUUUAAAGCAAACUCAGAAAAGAAAGCUACGAAUAAAUGUUUUUAGUUAAUCUGGUA
Molecule: messenger RNA, 2872 nt
Organism: Leptonychotes weddellii (Weddell seal)
Lineage: Eukaryota; Metazoa; Chordata; Mammalia; Carnivora; Phocidae
Source: RefSeq, a predicted model, not a curated record